Rhipicephalus microplus (southern cattle tick) is the source of this 398-nucleotide messenger RNA. RefSeq lists its product as uncharacterized. The record is from RefSeq and is a predicted model, not a curated record. Lineage: Eukaryota; Metazoa; Arthropoda; Arachnida; Ixodida; Ixodidae. Gene Ontology annotation, molecular function: protein binding.
CGCUCUUGGACACCUGCGAGCGUUCACCAAGUACGUGUUCAGCAUGCGCGCCUACCGAUGGGUGGAUGCGAACAAGACAGAGAGACUCUUCAGCCUUCCACUCAAGUCGCAGCCUAUCGUGCUCAUAAACCCAAGCUUCAUACCGGUCUUCGUCUUUGUAGCCAUACCGGCGGUGUCGGCGAUCGUGUCCAUCGUUCUCAUCCUCGCCAACACCGUCCUGCGCAGGGCCUGGAGCUGCCCUCAGCCCCGCUUGAACAGAGCACCCGAGCCGCUACAGCCGCCAAGAAACCCCACGUACCACAGGCCACCGCAGCUUCCGCCCAUCGUGCUAAGAAGGCAUUCCCGCGGAGACUUUUAAUGACGCCUUGGCGGUUAAAUGCAUCUCAACCAGCUGUAAU